CGGCGGCCGUUGGGGUACUGCAGCCAACAGUGAAGCCGGCACGGGAGCGCGCACAGACCCCUCACAGCACUGAGUUGUGAUAGUGACGUGUGCAAAACCUCGUCAAUCAUGUCAAGCGACGAAGAUUUUGAUUCAAGCUUCGAGCUGCCAGCUUAGCUGAGAUGCAGACGGCUUUACAGCAUCUGAGCCAGGAGGAGAGGGAUGUCCUCCUUCAGUCGGUGGUGACUCGUCUUCCAGGGGUGAUGCUGGACAUCCUCGAGUUCCGGCACCAGAUACCAGGACCACAUCAUCCAGACACAGGGCAGCCUGCGUGGUGCACCUGCUUGAACUGCCGACGCAUGCCAACACAGUUGGAAAACCUGUGCUGUCGGCAGGCUCCAGACCACUGUCUGAGCAGGAGUGCCCACCUGGAGCUGUACUGUCUGGAUGAGGGUAUGCUGCGUCUGGUGAGGAUGACGUGGAACGACAUCUUCGCUCUGGAGGACAGUCAAGAAGUGGGCAGUGACAAUCGAGAGUUUCGGUUCGCUGCCUACCGGCAAUUCACCAUCUGGCAACAUGGGCGCCUGGGAGGAGGCAACCGGAGACCAAUACCAAGCUGUUGUGUCCUAAGAAUCAGGGCUAAAUUUCCCGACCCAUUUGGGCAGUACACGGGAUACAAGGAAGCCCCAUUUAGGGUGGCUGACUAAAAGAUAAAACAGUUAUGUGCAAUAUAUAUUUUUUAUUUUCAUUAUUUAUUGGAAAUGCACGUUGUUGAAUUUUUUUUUUAUUAUUUAUUUAUAUGUUCAUAAUAAAAAAAUGUGUGGA
This is a messenger RNA of Cololabis saira (Pacific saury), 804 nucleotides long. Its product is annotated as P2X purinoceptor 7-like. Bases 162 to 686 code for a protein of 174 amino acids. Gene Ontology annotation, molecular function: purinergic nucleotide receptor activity; ATP binding; monoatomic ion channel activity. The record is from RefSeq and is a predicted model, not a curated record. Gene Ontology annotation, cellular component: membrane. NCBI's taxonomy places the organism in Eukaryota, Metazoa, Chordata, Actinopteri, Beloniformes, Belonidae. The transcript is spliced from 3 exons. Gene Ontology annotation, biological process: monoatomic ion transport.